Messenger RNA from Peronospora belbahrii, 633 nucleotides. NCBI's taxonomy places the organism in Eukaryota, Oomycota, Peronosporomycetes, Peronosporales, Peronosporaceae. The record is from the annotation of a GenBank genome assembly.
AUGGAAGGACUGGCAGAAAUUUCAAGAGAAUACACCCCAAAAUUGCCCAUUCAAUCACAUUUAGGUCAAGAAUCUACAUCUAGAAGCAAGGGUGAGCGUGAGCUUUUGCGCGAGAAGCAGACGGCUGUAAUUCACUGCCCCAAUUCGAAUUUCUCACUCUCUAGUGGUGUGCUUAAUGUUCGACGAUUGUUACGAGAAAGAGUCAAAGUUGGACUGGGAACUCAUGUAUCAGGUGGUUAUUCUCCGCCCAUGUUGGAUGCCAUACGUCAAGCUGUUAUUGCAUCCAAGCUCGUCGCUGCUGGUAAUGGAAGCGCUAGUGAUCAGCUUGAUGAUGAGCCACCGGAACAACCGCUCUCGUAUGCCAAAGCCUUCUAUUUUGCAACCGUUGGUAGUGCCGAAGCACUUGGGCUUAGCGACAAGAUUGGUAAUUUCAUGAUUGGUAAGGAUUUUGAUGCGCAAGUGGUAGAUCCUUACACCAAGAACAGUCCUAUCGAUGAUCGAUCUUUUGAUCCCGUCGAAGUUGCAGACGUUUUGCACACGUUUCAAAAGUUUCUGUUUCUCGGUGAUGACCGUAACAUUGUCUCUAUAUGUGUGGGUGAGCAGCAGGUCAAGGGUGCCUCUAGCGAAUGGUAA